UGUGUCAUGGGAUGGUGCUUGGGUGUAGAAGUUGAUGUGAAUUUAAAAUUAAUUUAAAUCGUGUAUCUUAUCAAACAUUUUUCGAAUAAAAAUAAGUGCUAUAGCAACUAUUGUGUGAUUAUUAUUGGUCUUCUAAUAAAAUAAGUCACAGCGCUAAUCAGAUAAGCAUGAUGCACCAGAACUGACGUUUGCCCAACGAUGCCGCCGCGAGAAUGAAGCACUACUCGAGCGGGCCGGCCACAGUCAAUGACUACUUUAUGAUGUACCUGGCGAAAUGGAAGCGCGCCGCUGUCGUCCUGCUGUUCAUCUGGAUCGUUGUCACUUACCUCGUUAUAUCUCCACUCAGAUGCAGUGGAAGCCAGGACGAAGUCAUAGAAUUUCAAGAGAGGUUAAAAAGGGUAUCGUCUCAAUUGGAGACUUUGAGGGCGCAGCACAGUAAUCUUAUAUCACAGAUUAAAAAGUCUUCGAGCGACACGUCUGGAUGGCAAUACAAAAGCUCUUCUUCUGCCGCAAGCCUCCAUGGUAACCUGAAAGACAUAGACACAGGGUCCCUGUUCUUCGACGGGGGACAGGGACCUUCGGAAGACUACGAGAAUCUCAGGAGAAGAAUAUUCUCCAAUACCAAGGAGCUAUGGUAUUAUGUACAACAUGAACUGACCAAGGUGAUACAAGAGGACAGCAAAGCUGAGAAGAUACAGACGAUUUUGGACCAAAUUAGCGAGAGGAAAAGAUCUCUGCUCUCAGACCAGCAAACCCUCCAAGAGAUAGAUGGCUACCACGAGUGGAGACAGCAAGAGGCGGCCAACGUCAGCGAUCUGGUGCAGAGGCGGUUACAUUAUCUACAGAACCCGCCUGAUUGUAAAGACGCUAGAAAACUCAUUUGUAAUUUGAAUAAGGGUUGCGGCUUCGGCUGCCAGCUCCACCACAUAGUGUACUGCCUGAUAUUCGCGUACGCCACGGAACGGACGCUCAUACUCAACUCUAAGGGAUGGCGGUACAACAACAAGGGAUGGGACUAUGUGUUCAUGCCGAUAUCCGAUACUUGUACCAGCGCCUACGAUGAUAAAGUCGUGCAGUGGCCAGUAACGUACGACGCCAAGGUCUUGUCUCUGACGUUCAUAGACUCGAUAUCGCAGAGGCCUAAGUUUUUACCGCUGGCCAUACCAAAAGACUUAGCUCAUAGAAUAACGCGGUUUAACGGCGAUCCUUCGUCAUGGUGGAUCGGUCAGAUGCUCAAGUACGUGCUGAAGCCGCGGCAAGCGAUGCAGAAAGCCAUCAACGAUACCAUAGCCAAAAUGAACUUCAAAACGCCUAUCGUUGGUGUGCACAUACGAAGGACAGAUAAAGUGGGCACGGAAGCUGCGUUCCACCACAUUCACGAGUACAUGGCUCACGUGAAGAAUUACUACGAUCAACUAGAACUCACCAGGCCUGUGGAUGUCCGAAGAGUUUAUUUAGCUACUGAUGAUGCUAAUGUGCUAGAAGAUGCUCGCAGCAAAUACCCCGAGUACACAUUCCUGGGCGACCCGUCCAUAGCGAAGACAGCCGCCACCCACCGCCGCUACACACCGCUGUCGCUGACGGGGCUGCUGGUGGACCUGCACAUGCUGGCCAUGUGCGACUACCUCGUCUGCACCUUCAGUAGCCAGGUGGGCCGGGUAGCGUACGAGAUGAUGCAGACGAACCGCGUGGACGCGUCGGACAGCUUCUUCUCGCUGGACGACAUCUACUACUUCGGCGGACAGAACUCGCACGACCGCAUCGCCGUCAUGCCCAACGACGGACAGUACCAGGAUGUGCCAUUCCAGGUGGGCGAUUUGAUCGGCAUCGCGGGCAACCAUUGGAACGGUUACGGACGGGGGACGAACAAGAGAACAAACAUUAACGGUCUGAUCCCGUGGUACAAGACAGCAGACCACCUGGUGCUGUACCCGUUCCCGGAGUACAAGCAAGUGCCGCUGUAUGCAGACACACGGCAGAAGGACUUAUAAGCUCAGUAGUUUUAUUGUCCAGCUUGUUUUCGUUGUCAAGCUGUCGUCGACUUUAUUGUAGUGGAAAUAGGACCUAAAAUCUAACGACUCAAAUAUUGGGUACGAAAUUAUGAAGAUUGAACUCAUCCCACCAUCCACUCAUCCAACGUUUCAAAAUCGAUCAGUGAUGAAUACUUUGGGUGCGAAAAAAACGUGUUUUUAAACACUUAUUAUAAACAGGUAUUAAUUUUCACCGCUUAUGCGAUCUGUGAAUAUCCAUAAGAAUGAAAUUAUAGAAUCAUAUUAAAAAUGAAAUUAUAUUUGAAAAUCGGGGCCGAUUCUCGAGUUUUAGAUUUGAUUCCGACUCUCGAUUCUCGAAGAUGAAAGAACAUCAAUUCGUAUUCAUUCAAUUGAAUUUGAGAUUCUAUUUCUAUAAGCAAUAAGGUCGAUAAUUUUUGACAGUGAAAAAUAUGUUGUGUCGGCCCUUUUCCCAACAAUGUCGGGGUCGGCUUCGAGUGUAUCGAGUGCAGCUGCGGACGAGUGUGCCACAUGGAGUGACUAAAGUUGAUGUGACUCUCACGUGUGGAUAGUUUGAUUGUUUUUAUUAAAUCAUGGCGUUUGUUCUAAUUUGUUGUACUGUGAGGUACAGUUGGCGAAAGUUUUAGGUGUACAUUGUAGAUUUGAAAUAUACAUUGAUCAGACGACGUCAUAAUAUUUGUGAGGGUUUGUAAUAAAAUUUGAAGUAUUGCACAAACAUAGUUAAUUCAGCCACGUGAAGAUGUUCAAAGAGAACUAAAUAUGUUGUAAGUUGAAAAAAAAAAAAACUUUAAAGAAUCACGAAUGAAUAUUUCAUAAAAAAAUCUAUAUGAGUAUGGUUAAUAGAUUGUUCUAUUCAAUGUACCCUGUACACCUAUACCUUUCGUUCAUAGUAAUAAUAUUUAUGUCGUGUACGAUCGUUGAAGUUUUCGUAAACGUCUUUUACGGGCUUGUUAAUUGUUAAUGACUGUCAAUAAUUACUAUGUUGUGAGUGUGAAAUACUUCUCAAUGGAUUGACGUUGAUUUUCAUAUAAUAUGAUGUUUCUGUCAUAAUAUUAUAUAAGAUAGGGUUCACGUUUGCUAAAACAUCUACUAAUGUGUGAACUUCUUGCGUUUGAGAAAGUGGCGUGUAUUAUGCUUUUUAGCCGAAUGCGCGACGCAAGCGAGGGUAAUGUGUUUUUUAUUUGUAACAGAUGAAGCAUUUAAAAUAAACAAUUAAAAGAAGCAAGUAAAUAAUAUAAAUCUGCUUAAAAUGAUACAAAAUUAACGAGCUUUCAAAAUUAAGCAUGAGUUUAAAAAAGCUCAAUGUUGUGUGAAAUUUAAAAAAAUAUUAUUUAAUCUUUUGACUUCCUUUUGAUACAACCCAAUUUUAUCUACUUUUAUCACAAGAUGACUUUCAUUUAUCGACACUUGUGUGAAGUUAUUAUACCUUCCAUGGUACAAAUCGCGCAAAAAGCGCAAAUUUCCACUUUGCGCAAAAGUUUGCGCUAUCAAUUUUUAACAAAAAAAAACCUCUUUUAUGCCUUUAUGAAAUGUUAAUUCAUUUUGCAUUUACUUUUCUACAAACCAAUAUUGUUUAUGAUUUUGAAUGAUGAUUUAUCUAACUGUUUAAUAAUUAACCUUAUUAUAUCUUUCAGUUAAAACAUUCCAUUCUUGUUCCUUAUAACUUGUAUAAACUAACCAUAUUUCAAAUGUUUAUCCAGCUCUGGUUAGUUAUGAAAUAAUUUGAUAUGAGGGUGCUAAAAUUAAAUGUCACAAAAAAUAUUUUGUUGUUUCCUCAAAAUGAUGUUCUAAAAAAUCAAUUAAUUCACCCAAUAACAAAAACGCUACACGUAAAUUAAAUCCAGGGCCAUAUUCAGAAUUAUUAUUCGAACUUAUUAGGUUUGUUUAUCAAUGGUUUCACUACGAAAAUGGCACUGAAUUCACGCGUGUAUCACGGCCUAGUAUUGAUAAAAUGUCUCUGUGUUAUUCUGUGUUGAAUUGUGUUCGUUUAUACAUGUGUUUUUUCUUUGACGCUGCCGUGUUGUUUUCUUUUGGCUUUAGAUAAAAUGUCAAAACUUAGAUAACUGAAGUACUAAUUUUAUUUUAAAUAAGCAACCAUUUUUUUCAACACUUUAGGACUUCAAUUUAUAUUUUAUAAAUCGUAAUUUACAAAAAGAUGGAGAUCUGUCUACUAACCUAACCAAUACAGCUAUACUCUAUCCACGGAAGCAAGAGCUAAAAGGUAAACAAAGAAUGACAGUUUUUCAAGAUGGCGGUAUAACCCGACCGGUGACAAAACGUCACAUUUUUGUGUAAAAUGUUCGCAGUAUCUGUGAUUUUGUCAUCGGUCGGGUUGUACCGCCAUCUUGAAAAAGUGUCAUUCUUUGUUUACCUUUUAGCUCUUGCUUCCGUGGAUAGAGUAUAGACAAUACAGCAGCGCCAAAUAAAAACUCUUGUGACGUCAAUAUACUCGUAUGUUAAUCGCAGUGAUAAAUAUAUUUGUGAGUCUCAGUGAUUAUCUUAUUGUUUUAUACAAAUGAAAUGUAAAAUAUAGGUACAAAAGUAAUUACUUAAAAUUGGCAACAGAUUGUAAGAUCUGAAACAAAACUCGGCCCAUGAUGAAACCCCAUGACCUGAGUUCUCUAGGCAAUUAUCGAAUAAAAACUAUUUUAACGAAACUUUUUGUUUUCUUUUUUUUAUUUAUAGUUUGGUAAUAUUUUUUAAAACAAUGAAUUUAGAAAUUCUUUUUCGUUUCAACAUUUGCUCAUGUAAGUUAUUUUUUUGUUGUUUAUUUUUAUUUAUGGAUCUAUGUUUAAUAGUUAUAUCUACAUAAAUAGUAGCUAUUAUGUCUGAGAAGCAUUUGUAUGUGUUACGUAAUAUCCCAAGUGUAAACAAAAUGUGUAAUCCGAGUGCUAUGAUACGUACAUGCCUUAUAUCUGUUAAUAAUCGGUCAUAUAUUGUAAACGUGUUACAAAUAUAUUAAAAGUAUAUAAUAAAAUGAUGAAAAAAGUAAUUAGAAAUGUCAAGCAAACUCUGGAAUUUUUAAUAGUUCUUUUUUAGAUUUUUUUGGUGUUAAAUAGAAUUUACAAUAUUCAAAACGUAGAGUACACGAACACAGAAAAUAAUUCUUCCAAUUUAUAAUAUUUCCAUUUUAAGAAUGAUAGCAGAUACUUUUAUAAAGCACUUCUACAUAUUUUCAUGUUAUUCCAUAAUAUUUAUUUUUCCAUAGUAAGUAAUAAUAGAUUGUACUAGAACGGUGAUAACUCGUGUAUUUUUUAACUUUGUAUGUCGGAGCUUCAGUAAGAUGUAUGAUAAAGUAACAUGGACCUAAAGUGUGUGUAUAUAGCUUUAUAAUAUAGUGUAUAUAGAAAGGAAAAAUAAUAUAAAUAAAUGGUAACAUGUGAAGGUAAA
Messenger RNA from Helicoverpa armigera (cotton bollworm), 5399 nucleotides. It is a transcript of the gene FucT6, whose product is annotated as alpha-(1,6)-fucosyltransferase. Lineage: Eukaryota; Metazoa; Arthropoda; Insecta; Lepidoptera; Noctuidae. The transcript has 14 exons. The record is from RefSeq and is a predicted model, not a curated record. Gene Ontology annotation, biological process: protein N-linked glycosylation. Gene Ontology annotation, molecular function: alpha-(1->6)-fucosyltransferase activity. The coding region runs from base 213 to 1991 and encodes 592 amino acids.